Molecule: messenger RNA, 525 nt
Organism: Pediculus humanus corporis (human body louse)
Lineage: Eukaryota; Metazoa; Arthropoda; Insecta; Psocodea; Pediculidae
Product: mitochondrial 39S ribosomal protein L12, putative
Exons: 4
Coding region: 1-525 (174 amino acids)
Biological process (GO): mitochondrial transcription; translation
Cellular component (GO): mitochondrial large ribosomal subunit; ribosome
Molecular function (GO): structural constituent of ribosome
Source: RefSeq, a predicted model, not a curated record
AUGACCACUCUUAGAAAAUCAUUAAAAAAUAAAAUUUUGAAUUGUUUUUACAGCGCUCAUGUGAGAAAAAUAACCAGUACUCGACCGGUUUUUAAUUCGAUUGCACCAAAUGCAGAAGAUUUAUGUAAAACUUCACCGAAAAUUGUACAAAUUGCUGAUAGUAUAGCGCAAUUGAAUUUAAUCGAAGUGGCCGAACUUACUGAUCUAUUAAAAAAAAAGCUAAAUUUACCUGAUGCACCUGUAAUGGCUUUCGGUGCAGCAGCAGCUGCUGCUCCAGCUGCCAAAGUUGAAGAAGAGGUUACAACACAGACCAAUUUCACAGUCAAAUUGCUUAAAUUCGAUGAAAAACAAAAAGUAGCUUUAAUAAAAGAAAUAAAAUCGUUAAUAGAAGGAAUGAAUCUUGUUCAAGCUAAAAAAUUUGUCGAAAGUGCACCGAUUGUAGUCAGAGAAAAUAUUGGAAAAACAGAGGCAGAAGAUUUAAAGAAUGCAUUAUUAAAAGUUGGAGCAGAAGUUGAGAUAGUAUAA